Molecule: messenger RNA, 5943 nt
Organism: Lingula anatina
Lineage: Eukaryota; Metazoa; Brachiopoda; Lingulata; Lingulida; Lingulidae
Biological process (GO): DNA integration
Molecular function (GO): nucleic acid binding
Source: RefSeq, a predicted model, not a curated record
CAACAAAGAGGGUUAUCUUCUUGUUUUCCGGAAGCAAGACAGUAAAAAAGGUCCGGCCCAUUUAGAAGUCAAUUCACCUCUAGCUCCAUUUCAAGAUGUCAACAGGCGCCGAAGAGCCAUCAAGCACAGUUCCAGACUUGGGUGCAGAAUUAGCUACGUCAGCUAGAUCUAGAUCUGUUUCAUCAACAGGCACCUCAUCCACAAUCAGAAAGAGAGCGAAAGCAGAAGCGGCACGUGCACGGCUCAAGUUUGCAGAGCAAGAAGUAGAACUGAAGAAACAACAGGCAAUUUUGGAGGAACAAAACGUGAUCAGAGCUGCAGAAAGAAACAGACAAAAAGCUGAAUUAGAAGCAGAGCUUGAGCUGUUAAUGGAAAGGAAAUCUCACGCUGCAGCAGAGGCCGAAGCGCAGGUACUCGAAGACGAAGAAAUACAGUUGUUUCCCCAUAGAAGACGACCAGAAUCCCCCGGUCUACCCAUAGAAAGUGCUGUAAAUCGCACAGCAGCCUUCGUAGAGAGACACUCGGCAGCAACCAUACACACCCAACAAUCAGAUACAAGACAAGAACAAAGUGUGUCAGCAGUGACGGCACCUCAGUUUUUAGAAAUUGCGCGUAGACCAGAACCCGUUCCAUCAGCAGUCACCAGUACUGAAGUACCACAAUUACCAAGAGUCUUACCAGAACAGUUGAAUCCGAAUGCCUCUGAAUUCACACCAGCUACUGAAAAUGGCAGAGAAAUGACAGGGAUAAUGAAUUAUCUACUGAAGAAGGAGUUGCUCCUCACUCGAUUAACUACAUUUCAAGAAACCCCAGAGACAUAUGCUUCAUGGAAAGAAAGUUUUGUUAGUAUGAAGAAAGAUUUAGCACUGUCAGCAUCAGAAGAGGUAGACUUACUCAUCAGAUGGCUGGGUCCCACCAGCAGAAAGCAUGCAAUUAGUAUUAAAACAGCAAAUCCAAGUCAACCUCAGAAAGCAGUCAAAGAGAUUUGGGAAAGAUUGGAGGAAAGAUACGGUAGCCCAGAGCUAAUAGAAUCUGUCCUGAGGAAGAAAAUAGACAUGUUUCCUAAACUGACGUCAAAGGAUACACUGAAACUGUAUGAACUUUUAGAUCUCCUGUCAGAGAUUCAGGCCUUUAAGGAAGAUGAAUUGUGUGGGUUGACCCUGUCCUAUCUUGACUCAGCGGUAGGAAUAAACCCAAUAGUAGCCAAGUUAACUCAGGACCAACAGAACAAGUGGACAUCUCAUGCCGUGAAAUACAAAGAGAACAACAGAGUCCAUUACCCUCCAUUCCCUGAAUUCGUCAAAUUCAUUAAGAAGCUGAGCCAAACAAAGAACAAUCCUUGUUUUCAGUAUGACUUUACACACAAUACUUCUAUUAAAGACAGACCAAAGGAAAGAAACAUGAUAACAAGCAGGAAGACUGAUGUCGCUCAAAAGGAAGAGUGCCCACUGCAUGGCACAAACCAUGAACUCAGGGAAUGCAGAGUGUUUGGUCAGAAAAGCCCGAAUGAGCAGAAGUGUAUUAUGAGGAAAUAUGGCUAUUGUUUUGGUUGCUGUCGUAAGGGCCACAUUCAGUCAUCUUGUGGAGAGAAAACAUUUCCUUCCCAAACCAAUUUCCCAGUAAAAGGUGCCCCGAGUGGUAUUCCAGAAAGAAGAAACAAUGCUGAGAGAAGAAACAACGUUUCCACAGAUGAAGGUGUUGCCCCAAGAGCGAAUGGCGGGGAGGUGAUUACUAAAUGUACUGCAUUGUGUGAAGAAGGAUUCGUUGGACGGUCAUGUGCUAAAAAUGUUUUAGUGAGGGUAUUUCCCAAAGGCCGACCAGAAGAGGCUGUUGCAGUUUAUGCUGUCCAUGAUGAUCAGAGUAACAAGUCCUUAGGAACCCCAGCUCUUUUUGACCAGCUGCAGAUCUCAGGAGGGUUGCGUAGUUAUUCAUUGUCUUCAUGCUCAGGGACCACUCACAUAUCAGCAAGGCAUGCUGUGGACCUCAUUGUUGAGUCUUAUGAUGGUACUCAGUCCUUUGUGCUUCCCGAAAUAAUUGAGUGUGACAUUCCUAAGAAUCGUUCUGAAAUCCCUACUCCGGAAGUGGCUAUGCAGUAUGAUCACCUGAGUUCUUUAUCAGAGAAGAUUCCACCCUUGAACCCCAAAGCUGAAAUCGGUCUGCUCAUAGGCAGAGAUCUAAUUGAAGCACAUCAUGUUCAAGAUCAACUCCUGGGUUCUAAGAAUCAUCCAUUUGGCCAGAAACUACCACUCGGAUGGGUAAUCAUUGGUGAAGUCUGCCUUGGAAAAGUACAUCAGCCAAAGAGGAUAUCCGCCUUCAAGACCAACAUCAUGAACGACGGGCGCCCUACAAACUUUCUACCUUGUCCCAGUGCAAUACUCUUGAAAGAAGAAAAUCAGAUUGGUUCUGAUGUUUUCAAAAUUACAGCCCAAGAUGAUCGCGUUAGUUUGUCAACAGAGGACAGGGAAUUUCUUGACAUUAUGAAUGAAUCCAUGCGAAAUGACAAGGAUCAGUGGAUGGCUCCUCUCCCAUUCAAACACCCAAGACAGAGAAUGCCGAAUAACAGGUCACAAGUCUUUGGCAGGGCAAAAUCAUUUGACGCAGCAUUAAAGAAAGACGAACGUAAACUUCAGCAUAUGGUCGAAUUCAUGGAGAACAUAUUCGAUACUCAAGCUGCGGAAGUAGCCCCCGAGCUUCCACCUGGAAAGGAAGUCUGGUACCUUCCUCUUUUUGCCAUAUACCAUCCUAGAAAACCUGAUAAAGUGAGAGGAGUGUUUGAUUCUUCAGUCAAGUAUGAAGGGUACUCUUUGAAUGAGAAUCUACUCACUGGACCAAACCAAACCAACAGUUUAUUGGGAGUACUUUUAAGAUUUCGGAAAGACAGAAUCGCAGUCACAGCAGAUAUCCAACAGAUGUUUUACUCCUUUCUAGUAAAUGAAGAACACAGAGACUUCCUACGAUUCUUCUGGUACAGAGAUAAUGACCCGAAGAAAGAGAUAAUUGAAUACCGAAUGAGAGUCCAUGUAUUUGGGAACACUCCGUCACCUGCCGUAGCCACUUACGGCCUUAGGAAAGCAGUGGAACAUGCUGAUGAAGAUGUGAAACAUUUUGUCACCAAGAACUUUUAUGUAGAUGAUGCCCUCAUCACAGGAUCAGACUCGGAAAGCCUCACAGACCUAGUGAAAAGAACCCAGAAGGUUUUGUGGGAAAAUGGAAGAAUCCGGUUACAUAAAAUCGCUUCCAAUUCUCCAGACGUAGUGAAUGCCUUCCCAACAGAAGACCGAGAGAAAACACUCAUGAAUCUUGACCUAUUUACAGAAGAGCUUCCUACUCAAGCAUCUCUUGGAAUUUCAUGGAAUAUGGAUAAGGAUUGUUUUGGUUUCAGCCUUUUCAUUCCUGAGAGACCAUUUACCAAACGUGGGAUUCUAUCAACCAUCAACAGUAUUUUUGAUCCUCUUGGCUUCCUAUCUCCAGUGACAGUUACCGGGAAAAUGCUAGCAAGAGAGAUGCAUGUCGAAGCUGUUGGAUGGGAUGACCCUUUGCCAGAACACCUUUGUCACCAGUGGGAAUCUUGGAAAAGUUCACUUUUCUCCUUGAGAGAAUUCCGUGUUCCAAGGAUGAUUACUGCAGUGGAUUUCAGUUUAGCAGAUUCCCUGGAGGUAUGGAUAUUCUCAGAUGCCUCCGAACGUGCCAUAUCAGCAGUUGCCUACUUGAAAGCUCGUAGUGAUACCUCCACAGAAGUAGGUUUUAUCAUGGGAAAGUCCAAACUAUCACCACCAGGUGGUGUGACCAUACCACGUUUAGAACUUUGUGCAGCUGUCUUAGCAACAGAGCUUGCAGAUACAAUAUCUGAACACCUUGACCUUCCGAUGGAAACAUUCAAGUAUUGCACAGAUAGUAGAGUCGUUCUCGGUUAUCUCUAUAACCGAACCAGACGGUUCUACACAUAUGUCAGCAACCGUGUAGCUACAAUAUUGAAACGGUCCAAGGCGUCUCAGUGGCAGUAUAUCCCCUCAGAGAAAAACCCAGCCGAUUGCGGCACAAGAUGCAAUACCCCAGUUCAGGAUUUUUCAAGUAGUAAGUGGAUUACAGGGCCAGAUUUCUUGAAAGAUGUUGUCACAGCAACAGUUGGUGAAAACUGUAACUUUGACCUAGUUGACGAAGAUGCAGAUUGUGAAAUACGUCCAACAAUCAAUGUGAAGGCUACAGUAUUGUUAAGAAGCAUUGCUGCUAGGUUUGAAAAGUUUUCAACAUGGAAAUCUCUUGUCAGGGCAAUUUCUCUCUUGAAGAGGUUUUGCAGAGCCUGGAAGGAAAAGAAGCAAAUGUCUCCUAAAGACCCUAGUGAUACCGAAGCUACGGAGAUGUUCCUAAUAAAGAAAGCACAGGAAGAUGCCUUCAAAGAAGAAAUUAGCAUGGUGGAAAAGAAAGCCGGUGUACCUGCAGACAGCAAAUUGACAACACUAUCACCAGUACUAGAUGACCAACACAUUCUGCGUGUUGGAGGACGCCUGAGCAAUGCGCCUUUGGAGAAAGGUCAAAAGCAUCCGAUUAUUAUCCCGAAGAAAUCUCACAUAGCAAACUUACUUGUGAAUCACUACCAUUCAAUUUCUCAUCACCAAGGAAGACAUGUGACAGAGUCAGCACUUCGCUCCAAGGGAUUUUGGAUAAUUGGAGCAAAAAGACUAAUUUCUUCAAUCUUGUACAAGUGAGAACAAGAGGUGGUCAGGCUGAAAGUAAAAGGUGGGCCCUGAUUUUUGGUUGUUUAGUUACCAGGGCAGUGCACAUAGAAGUUAUAGAAGAAAUGAGUUCUUCGUCCUUCAUCAAUGCACUUAGACGUUUCGUAGCCAUCCGUGGACCAGUGAAAAUGAUCAGAUCGGAUCGUGGCACAAAUUUCAUAGGUGCUCUGGAUCAGAUUAAAGCCACAGGUAUCUUUGUUGAAAAUGGUCCAGUGCAAGAAAGCCUUCAUGACAUGGGAAUUGUGUGGAAGUUUAAUCCCCCGCAUGCAUCACACAUGGGUGGAGCCUGGGAACGUCUUAUUGGUCUCGCCAGAAGAAUACUCGAUGCUAUGUUUUUAACCAGCCAUACCCAAAAGCUUACUCAUGAAGUUCUAGUUACUUUUAUGUGUGAAGUUAGUGCUGUCAUUAAUUCUCGACCUGUGGCUCCCAUUUCCUAUGAUCCAGAGGACCCAGAAAUCAUCACGCCAGCAAUGUUGCUUACACAGAAGAAGGAGCCAUUACCUACCCCAACCACAUCAACAGAUAUGAGAGAAAUAUACCAGUCACAAUGGAAGUAUGUGCAGAUCCUUUCUAAUACGUUCUGGAAGCGAUGGAGAGAUGGUUAUCUCCAGUCAUUACAAAAGCGAGGGAAAUGGACAGCUUCGCAGAAAGACUUGAAAAUCGGUGACAUUGUGCUGCUCAGAGACUGUGAGUUACAUCGAGGCAGUUGGCCAAUAGGAGUAGUAGAAAAUGUUUUUCCCAGUGGAUGUGACAGUAAAGUCAGAACUGUGGAGGUCAGAACAGUGAAAGAUGGAAAAUCUGUGAAAUAUGUCAGACCAAUAUGUGAACUUAUUCUUUUGAUUGACAGUUGGUAAAGUUGCGAACAUGUAGGAGGGAUUUAAUAGCAAAACACUACAAAUUUAGUGGCUAAGUUAGGACUAAAUUUAGUAUAUGUUGUGCAUUCUAUUUUAUAGUUGACUUUUAUUGUAGUAGUUAAAUAGUGAUAUCAAUCAGAUAUCAGGCGAGGAGUGUGUUGUUACGGGCCUUCGUAUUUGACCUAGUUUUUCAUGUCGAGGCUCCAUGCUCGCUCAUCAGCAGCCGCUAGUGAACUGUUCAGAGUUUUUUCUAAAGAUAGGCCACGCACACCUUUUUUACCACAUUCCUUUGUUGGAAAUAAAGAUAGCUGUAUCAAACAACAAAGAGGGUUAUCUUCUUGUUUUCCGGAAGCAAG